Molecule: messenger RNA, 744 nt
Organism: Penicillium egyptiacum
Lineage: Eukaryota; Fungi; Ascomycota; Eurotiomycetes; Eurotiales; Aspergillaceae
Source: the annotation of a GenBank genome assembly
AUGACGCGCUCAGUCAAUUGUGUUUGCAUCGCCCAGUCCUCGUCUCAAUUCCUCGCUACACCAAUCUUCUCUUGUCAUUACUCCCCGUCAGACUUUUUAUUUGCGAUUACCUCUACAUACCCCCUACCGAUCCAUCUCACUAUACACCCGAGCUCUAAAAUGUCCCUCAAGCGGAAAGCUUCGUUCACUCUCCCGACCAGUCCCUCAGUUCCGGCCCCCAGUGAAUGGGGCAUGAUGAUCGAUGGGAGCACACAUCUUCACAGUCGGACGCGAAAGCGCUUCAGAAACGAUCGUCCCAGUGACGAAGUGAUUUACCAGAACACCCUUCGAUGGAUAUUCUCCGCCCAAAGGCAGCAGACAUCUACACAGACCACCGAUAUGGAUACAAUGGACUCAGAGCCGACUCUCGAAACACCAGAAGCCAUUGACCCCCGACAGCAAACACUACACCGAUUCUUCCAACAGAAACCCCAGCAAUCAUCGUCUUUCCGACCUUCGCGUCAAGCGCUUGCACCUCGUGCAAAUGAGACUGCGCUCACCCAGGAGGACGUCGUGCGUCUCCAGGCGUUUAAUCAAAUGAGUUCCGGAGACAGCUCGAGCGAGAGCAACAGUCCCGAAUCCAACCAGACGGGUGGUGAUCUGGACGUGGAUAUGGACAUGGAUAUGGACGUGGAUGGCAAAAGAGGUAGUGAUGGAUUGGAUCAAGCGCCCAAGAACUGGGUAGGAGGAAUGGCCUGGAUGUAA